Messenger RNA from Trematosphaeria pertusa, 1815 nucleotides. RefSeq lists its product as uncharacterized. NCBI's taxonomy places the organism in Eukaryota, Fungi, Ascomycota, Dothideomycetes, Pleosporales, Trematosphaeriaceae. The transcript has 2 exons. The record is from RefSeq and is a predicted model, not a curated record. The coding region runs from base 1 to 1815 and encodes 604 amino acids.
AUGGCGCGCCAGUAUCCACAGACUUUGGGUCAAACGAAGCCCCUGCGACGUUCGGCAAGUUGGAUCCUCCCCAGCCUUGGGCUGAUCAUCACGACUGCUUUUAUCAUCGCACUCGCUGCCCUGAAUGUUGGUCAAUGGAGAAGCUCGGAAAAUUUUGCGAUCUUUGUGCUCGAGCACCGGUCGACAAUAGCCAUUGCUGUUCAGAUAGUCUCUCAAGCACUUGGGCUGAUUCAAGUCCAUGUCCUAGGUUACGUCAAUACGUCCUCUCUUCGAGUCUCGCUCCCGGUACACGCUUCCUCCCUGGACGCUAUUCGUUUAAUCGUCUCCACCUCAACGCCCAGCAUUGCUUGGAAUUCACGAUGGCCAUAUUGGCUCUCUUCCAUUAUCUUUGUUGGGUUCUCUUUCCUCCCAGGUGCUCUCUGGGCUGGCGCGAUAACGCCUACUAUCGCGGAGACGCAGACGACACGGAUCCUGCAUAUUCCAACGUUCCAAUCACAGAAUCUGUCUGCCAUAUGGGAUUCGGGAAGCACAGAUGCUCCCAAAACAAAUGGAUAUGGGCUCAGCGAUCUCUGGAUGACUAACAAAGGUCUGUUCACUUUCGACCUAUCUGUUGCGACUCUACGUGGCACGUUCCUGGAGAUAGCAAGCACUGCGUCGAACACAAGCAAACCCGAUUCUUCCCGUAGAAAAUUUGAUCAAACGGGGUACCGUUAUCUUAAUCGGAGCUAUGGCGUAGGCGCUGCCGCCGGUUUGAUCGACAUACCCGAGACGAUACACCCAACGUGGUACUCCUACCAAGAAGUUGGAUUCCUCCCCGAAGUUGCAUGCGGGCGCAACGAAUCCUCUGCGUUCAAGAUUUCAUAUUUAGUCAACAACGACGCCCAAUCUUAUCACGAGUUCACGGCGAAUGGAUCGCUCGCGAAUGGAGUCUAUAUAUUACCACGCUAUCCUCAGCAGACGUCCCAGCGACAAGAUAUUUUCGCCUGGGCUCAGCAAUACGACCCUGCGCAAAAGAAGACCUACAUGUCUCUCGCAGUGGAUACCAAUACCACAUUAAACGACUGGGAUUUCCAUCAAUUCGAUAAGGUUCAGUGCGAAGUUAACUACCAGGCUAGGAACAUCUCCGUCCUGGUCAACGCCACAGCCAGCACCGUUUCCACGAGAGAGGCACGCUCAGUCACUUGGCCCGACUACACCGAUACUGUACUGCAGCGCUUGGACGACCCUUUUUGUCGCUACUCCGCCGACGAAGGUAUGCUUUUCGGAUCCCAGUUAGGCCAUUCCAUUGUAAUGAACAUCAACCAACUGAAGAUGAUCACCGGCGACAACAGUACUGACACAGUAUAUCGAGGACUGGAAGACCACAUUGCAUCUCUUUUUGACAACGGUCUGGGCAUGUUAUCAGCUACUAGGCUCAUUGGAGCGAACAAGACCGUACCAGUCGUUGCUGAAGUAGGAUUGCCGACCGUAACGUACGGCGACAGGAUCUACAUUGUCGCGGUGCUAGCCAUCAACACGAUCAUACUUUUGAUCUGGAUUGCAGCGGCGGCGUGGACUAGGCUGUGGAAGGGUAUGGCCAAUAUGGAGCUUGACGACGUCGGCAGCGUUAUGCUCUGCGCGUCGCAAGGCGGCACUGCGCUAGCGGAGAGGGCUGCUACGAUGCCUGACGAGCGCAUCGGAAGUAUUCGCGUGCGGCUCAAGACGAUUUCGCCUGACAACCGGGAGGCGUUCACAUUGGAGCAAGAGAAGCAAGGCCUGAACGAGUCUGGCGACCAUGUUCAGCUCCUUCCCAUGUCGUCACCAAGGUCCAAAUGA